This is a messenger RNA of Prunus armeniaca (apricot), 666 nucleotides long. The record is from the annotation of a GenBank genome assembly. Lineage: Eukaryota; Viridiplantae; Streptophyta; Magnoliopsida; Rosales; Rosaceae.
AUGGCGCAAUCAGUCGCUUCUAAAUCCUCUAUGUUGAGAUCGCUGUGUGUAGCUGUGGGUGAAGGCUCACCGUGGCGGCGUUCCUACGCCAAGUUGGCCUCUUCUUCUAAUGCAGAAGGGCGGAUGGAGAAACAAGCAGAAGAAGAGGGAGGAGACGACGGCUUGGCAGUGAGCUCGGGAAUCAGCAGACCCCUCUCUGAAAUCCUCAAGCAACUCAACAAGAAAGUCCCUGAUUCCCUCGUCAAAACCCGCUCUGAAAGUGGCUUUACCUCCAAAUACAUCCCCUGGCACAUUGUUAAUCGGAUUAUGAACUUGCAUGCUCCAGAAUGGUCCGGUGAGGUCCGCAGCAUCACUUACUCCGCUGAUGCCAAGUCUGUAUCUGUUGUUUAUCGUGUCACGCUCUAUGGCACUGAUGCUGAGAUCUUUAGGGAGUCGACCGGCACUGCUUCAGUAGAUGACACAAGUUUUGGGGAUCCUGUACAGAAGGCAGAAGCAAUGGCAUUUCGUCGCGCUUGUGCACAUUUUGAAACGGAUGCAACCCUGUCAUACUCUAAACGAGAAAAAAAGGUUGUAUCCUGGAAGCUGCAGCCAGACCAUGGUCUUAGGGUGGCAAAGCUAUCUGAAAGGACUGCGUGGGAACCACCACAUGCCCCUUACUGCAACUAA